Molecule: messenger RNA, 285 nt
Organism: Triticum turgidum subsp. durum (durum wheat)
Lineage: Eukaryota; Viridiplantae; Streptophyta; Magnoliopsida; Poales; Poaceae
Source: the annotation of a GenBank genome assembly
AUGGUGGUACCGUCGGUGUUCGCCGCCUUCGACAAGGACGGCGACGGCAAGGUGUCCGACGACGUGAGGCGAAGGUGCCUGAGGGAGGCGUUCGGGAUGUACGGGUCGUCAUCCACGGAAGACACAACGACGACGAUAAUUACGCCGGCGAGCCUGAGGCGGACCCUGAGCAGACUGGGGUCGCACGAGCUGGGCGUGGAGGAGUGCAGGGCAAUCUGCAGGUUCGACCUCGACGGCGACGGCAAACUCUCGUUCGACGAGUUCCGGGUCAUGAUGAUGGCAUGA